Molecule: messenger RNA, 912 nt
Organism: Coprinopsis cinerea okayama7#130
Lineage: Eukaryota; Fungi; Basidiomycota; Agaricomycetes; Agaricales; Psathyrellaceae
Exons: 1
Coding region: 1-912 (303 amino acids)
Source: RefSeq, a predicted model, not a curated record
AUGUCUGGUGAACCUAACGCUGCUUCUGACGUGUCGAAGGGCGAACUUUCCUCCGCCUCGAACUCCGUUAUCACCGUCGAUACCCUCGUCGCGAAAUGCCUCCAAGAGGCUACGCCGCAGUGGAAGCAUAUGCCUAAGCCUUCCACCGACUACUACUCCUACUCUUACCUCCACAGCGGGGGAUCGCAGAAGGUACAGCGUGUCAUCCGCAUCAUCGAUCUGGCUGUCAAAACCUCCAACGACGAACCGUCCAAAGUCGUUCUAGCCGAACUACUCAAGGAAACAGACGCGGACGCCCAAACCGAACUCCCGUACAAGUUCAAAAAUACUUACCAACCACUCCUCAAAGGGCUCAAAGACACGCUCAAGAAACACAACAUCGACCUCUCCACCCCUCCUUUCGGCAACGUCAUCCGCCAUCUCAUUCGACUCUAUCUAGGUUCCAUCCUAGGCUCCAAACCUGCAUCGGCGAACGUCAACCUCAGGAAGAUUGGGUGUGGGAAGUGCAAUGAGUGCACGCAGCUCGACGACUUUGUCGCCUCUGGGAAUUCCAGUACACAGUUCCAGAGUGUUCAGAAAAUUCAAACGCACAUCGAGUCGAGGUUGAAGACUGCGCCAGACUUGGUAUCGUACGAGACGCUCAAGGGCCGGUCUCCGCAUGUCUUGAAGGUGAAGAAGGGUCCGGCUGUGGUAGAGAUGGCGAAGUGGGAGGCGAAGGUCAAGGAGGCGAGGGAGUUUUUGGAGGACGUGGGGAGCAUGGAGGAUGUGAAGAUGCUGAUGGGUCAGCAGGAGUAUGGGAGGGUGGAGGAGGCGCUGAAGGGCGAGAAAGCGUUUGAUAAAGUGAUCACCUCUGCAAAAUCGCCAGUCAAAGUGGCGCGGGGAGUGAAGAGAAAGCAGCCUGAUGAGGCGUAG